AUGACUCAAAACUAUCCUUACGCCAAUCCCGCGUUUGCAGCUCCUGUCAAUGGAGCCCCGAUGCCAGUUCGGUCACCAUCACAAGGCCUUUCUCCUCCCACAACUCCAAACAUGCAGAACAGGGCUGGUUCACCAUCACUGCAACAGGAACCUCAUCACUCCAGUCGACGCGCUAGACGCCAUUAUCCAACCUAUGUCCAACAGCAACCACAACCACAACAACAGCCGUUGCCACCUUCGCCCAUGCAACAACCACCCAUGCCACAACCUGUCAUGCCAACACCAUCCACCAACGACUAUGCUGCUGCCGCUGCUGCUACUCCAGCAGGACUCGCUAAUGGUGUGGCCAAUAUGAAUCUAUACAACAAUGCUCCCAGUAAUCCAGCACGAGAUGAUGUACCUCUUGUGGGGCAGGCACCUCUCAUUAACGACUUGGAUACGGCUCCUCCUACUGCUCACGUUCCUCAACAUAUGACAGUUACACCAUCUCCUCACGCUCAAUCUAGUUCAACCUUUAUACGUUCAACAUUAAACGCUGUGCCUUCCUCCAAUGCCUUGUUGAAAAAGAGCAAGCUUCCUUUGGCGCUUUUACUCGAACCUUAUCCUUCAGUCAAUGAAAAUGUACCUGUGGUUUCCGAUACUGUUAUUGCUCGGUGUACUCGGUGCAAAUCCUAUAUCAAUCCCUUUGUACGAUUCAGCCAAGGUGCUCUUAAAUGGCAAUGCAACUUGUGUGGAUUGGAUAACGAUGUACCUAGUGCAUUUGAUUGGGAUGUUGUCAACCAGCUAUCAGUGGAUCGUUGGCAACGCGUGGAACUCAAUUACGGUUGCGUUGAUUUUAUGGCUUCAGCUGAAUACAUGGAACGCCCGCCACAACCACCUGCUUACGUCUUUGUGAUUGAUACAUCCUAUCAAGCCGUACAAACCGGCAUGGUCAACGUCACUGCCACUGCCAUUUUGGAUUCACUGGACAAGAUACCCAAUGAUGAUGGUCGUACCAAGGUUGCUUUUAUUACAGUGGACAAUGCAGUUGGCUUUUAUAAGCUAGCAGGAGAGGAACCUGAAAUGCUGGUUGUGGGAGACUUGAUGGAAGUGUAUCUGCCUCGUGCUGCAAGCGACUUGUUGGUCGAGUUGACGGAUGCCAAAGCAGUGGUGCAAGAUUUAUUGGAGCGUUUAAAGACGAUGCAUAAUGGGACUCACAUGGUUAACAAUUGCCUGGGAACAGCUUUACAAGCAGCUCGUAAAUUGUUGUCAUCCACGGGAGGAAAGAUCAUUUGUUUCCAAGGAAGUCUUCCUAGCAUGGGAGAUGGCACAGUGAGACCAGCUGAUGAAAAGAAGGCCGUGAUCGAUACAGCUAUUAUGGCGCCAUCCAACAUGUUUUAUCGUACCUUUGCCACUGAAUGUGCAAAGUCGCAAGUGUGUGCCGACAUGUUUGUUUUUGGAACAGGACCUCAUGCUGAUGUGGCUACCAUGAACGUUAUUCCUCGAUUCACAGGUGGUCAAACACACUUUUUCCCUGGAUUCAAUGCCAAGAACCCUGCCGAUGUCCAAAAGUUGACCCAUGAAAUCCAAUCGCUAUUGGGUGAGCAGAUUGGCUUGGAGGCGGUGAUGCGUACACGUUGUUCUCCUGGUUUGGUGUGCCACGCUUUCCAUGGCAAUUGCACAACUCGAGUACCAGACAUUAUGGCAUUGCCCAACGUACCACGUGAUCAAUCUUAUUGCAUCGAGCUCACCCUUGAAGAUGAUAUCCAAUCAAGCCAUGUCUAUUUCCAAACGGCUCUUUUGUACACAACAUGCUUUGGAGAACGCCGCAUCCGUGUCAUCAACCUUUGCCUUCCUGUGGCACGCACUCUACCAGAAAUAUUUUCAUCAGUCGAUCAGGUCGCUAUUGCUCGUGCUCUUUGUCAUGAAGCUAUCGAUAAGGCUGUGACACAAAAGCUGAAGGAUGCAAGGGACUUGCUAGCAAAGGGCACCAUCGACAUUUCUAGUGCUUAUGCAAGAGAGGUGAUUGGAUCAGUAGCAUCGGGAGCAGCACGAUUAUCUCUAAGUCGCAAUUUGGCAAUGUUGCCAUUCCUUGCUCUUGGUGUGCUCAAGACAGAUACCUUUAAUGAAGCUGGCAACAUUCCAAUGGACAUGCGUGCACAAUCCACUGUUCUUCUCAGGACGUUGCCUACUUCAUUGUGGCUCGAAUACGUUGCUCCAAAGUUUUAUGCACUACAUUGUAUGCCACAGCAGGCUGGAACCAAUGAUCCUCAAACAGGUCGAUGUGUUAUGCCACCACGCAUGAAUUUGACAAGUGAAAAGUUUGAGCGCCAUGGCUGCUAUCUUAUCCACGACAGUCAACGAAUCUACAUUUGGAUUGGUAAAGAUGCUGUGCCACAGCUAUGCAAUGACUUGCUCGGCGUACCAAACAUUGGCCAAGUGCAAUCUGGACAGAUGGUUGAGCUUCCCCAAUUGAAGAAUGCCUUCUCUCAACGCGUAUCAAGUAUUGUCCAUGCGAUUCAAAAGCAACAUCAAGGCACCUAUUUCCCCUCAUUGUAUAUUGUCAAAGAAGAUGGUGAUCCCAUGUUACGAGCCAUGUGCCUAAGUCGACUUGUGGAAGAUCGAUUACCAACAGGCCCAUCAACAGCAGGUGCAAAUCAACAACAAGUCAGCUCGGGGAUGAGUUAUUUCCAAUGGCUCGGAUUUGUGCGUUCAAAAUGCCAGUAA
Lichtheimia ornata is the source of this 2706-nucleotide messenger RNA. RefSeq lists its product as uncharacterized. Gene Ontology annotation, biological process: COPII-coated vesicle cargo loading; endoplasmic reticulum to Golgi vesicle-mediated transport; intracellular protein transport. The transcript is spliced from 10 exons. NCBI's taxonomy places the organism in Eukaryota, Fungi, Mucoromycota, Mucoromycetes, Mucorales, Lichtheimiaceae. Gene Ontology annotation, cellular component: endoplasmic reticulum exit site; COPII vesicle coat. The record is from RefSeq and is a predicted model, not a curated record. Gene Ontology annotation, molecular function: zinc ion binding; SNARE binding. The coding region runs from base 1 to 2706 and encodes 901 amino acids.